Molecule: messenger RNA, 3085 nt
Organism: Nannospalax galili (Upper Galilee mountains blind mole rat)
Lineage: Eukaryota; Metazoa; Chordata; Mammalia; Rodentia; Spalacidae
Gene: Necab1
Product: N-terminal EF-hand calcium binding protein 1
Exons: 13
Coding region: 100-1158 (352 amino acids)
Biological process (GO): regulation of amyloid precursor protein biosynthetic process
Cellular component (GO): cytoplasm
Molecular function (GO): calcium ion binding
Source: RefSeq, a predicted model, not a curated record
AGCCCAGCGGCGCCGAGAGCCAGCAGCUGCAGCCGAGCCUGGUCGAAGCCGCUGCACCGGUCCAGACGGUCCCGCCCGCGGGUGGCAGGGCUCCUGAGAAUGGAGGAUUCCAGGGAGACUUCGCCAUCCUCCAACAACUCCUCGGAGGAGCUCAGCUCUGCCCUGCAGCUGUCCAAGGGCAUGUCUAUCUUCCUCGACAUACUGAGGAGAGCAGACAAAAAUGAUGAUGGGAAAUUGUCCUUUGAAGAAUUCAAAGCAUAUUUUGCAGACGGAGUUCUCAGUGGAGAAGAAUUACAUGAGCUUUUCCACACCAUUGAUACACACAAUACUAACAAUCUUGACACAGAGGAACUAUGUGAAUAUUUUUCUCAGCACUUGGGCGAGUAUGAAAAUGUACUAGCAGCACUUGAAGACUUAAAUCUCUCCAUCCUGAAGGCAAUGGGCAAAACAAAGAAAGACUACCAAGAAGCCUCCAACUUGGAACAAUUUGUCACUCGGUUUUUAUUGAAGGAGACCUUGAAUCAGUUGCAGUCUCUCCAGAACUCUUUGGAAUGUGCCAUGGAAACUACCGAGGAGCAAACUCGUCAAGAAAGGCAAGGCCCAGUUAAACCAGAAGUCCUGUCUAUUCAAUGGCCUGGAAAGCGAUCAAGCCGCCGAGUCCAGAGACACAAUAGCUUCUCACCCAACAGUCCUCAGUUUAAUGUCAGCAGUCCAGCCUUGCCAGAAGAAGACAACCAGUGGAUGACCCAGAUAAACAGACUCCAGAAAUUAAUUGAUAGACUAGAAAAGAAGGAUCUGAAACUCGAACCUCUGGAAGAAGAAGUUAUUGGAGGGAAUACUAAACCUCACAUCAUGCUCGUGCAGCGCCAGAUGUCUGUGAUAGAAGAAGAUCUGGAAGAAUUCCAGCUUGCCCUGAAACACUAUGUGGAGAGUGCUUCGGCCCAAAGUGGCUGCUUGCGCAUUUCUAUACAGAAGCUUUCAAAUGAAUCUCGCUACAUGAUUUAUGAAUUCUGGGAGAACAGUAGUGUGUGGAAUAGCCACCUUCAGAUGAAUUACAGCAAGACCUUCCAAAGAAGUAACGUGGAUUUCUUGGAAACUCCGGAACUCACAUCUACUAUGCUAGUUCCUGCUUCAUGGUGGAUCCUGAACAACAACUAGAUGUCUAGACAUUUUCUUUAUUGUUCCAAGCACAAAACAAGUGUUCCUAUUUAAAAUUCUCUCUGCUUGCUGAUCUGUGGUGUACUUUUGUUCAGUGUGUUUACUCUAGUGAACUCUUCUAAAGUGUAUUCUGUACAUUGCCAAAUGUACUGUUGCUCGCAAUCUUUGAUACUACUUUGCUACACUGUAAUCCAUCAUUGUGGCAAAGUCCUAUGUGAAAAAUACAUUUAUGUAUAAAGUGAUAAAACUGUGAAAACUAUGAGAAAAUGCUAAGUGAGAACUUUUAGAGCAUUACUUCAUAGGACAGAUUUUUGUAAACUGUCAUAUACUAUAAAAGAUUAAAUUAGUGCUUUGUGACUUUCCUAGUAAUACAUGUUUCUGUGAGAGAAGCAUUCUUCAGUAAGGUCUACUCCAUUUUCAUCACAUGAUCCCACAACUAUUCUCUUAAUAAUUCUUUAAAAGUGAAUAUAGAUGCAUAAAACAACCUUGGUUAUAGCCUGCAGAAACCCUACCCACCUGUCAUGCUGUAACCUGCUAUUUUGCCAGUGAACAAUUCCGUGGUAAGUUAUGGUACCAUUUAUUAAUAUAACACCAUUAUUCGUUAGUAUCAUAAUUUUCUGUAAGUUAAACAUUAUCAAUCAAAAAAGAAAGUUUUUACUUUGGGGACGUUAGAUCUAAGUUUUAUAGCAUAAAGUUUUGGUAUAUGGCCCAGAUAGCUAACUUUCCGUACGAAAAACAGACAUUUGCAUUUAAAUAAAUAUUUUUAAAGACAGUACUUUAAAACUAAAAUUUAAACACAAGUGAAUAAAGAGGAAAUUUAAAACAAGCAGCUUUAGGGCUGAACAUUCGUUUCAUAGUUUCUACAAUAGGAUAAUGAAGACUGUAUACUUGAUCUGCUCUUCUCUCCAAGCUCUAGCUACAGACACUAUGACAAUACAAGUAGAGAUGUGCUACCGUCUUAUUCUUUAGUCCAAAUUCCUGUGAAACCUGGGUUGGGGGUGAUGUCUUCAUGAAAAACAUGUCAAAUUUUCCUUCUUACAUUGGAAACGGGAAAAGGAAGAUUGAAUGAAAUCUUUAAUUUCAUAAAUACAAGGUUUGACCUACAGUAUUGUCUAAGCUAACUUGUGGAGCACUGGUUUUGCUUUCAGUCUUCAAUCUAAAUAAAUUUUAUAGUUUUGUUAGAUGUAAAUAGCAAAUUUUGGCAUACACACAUAAAAUAUAUGUGUAUAGCUGUGUUCAACGCUGAAGAUGAGAACUAUGAAUCAAUGUCUGGCUUAACUCUUUUAACAGAUAUGCAAAGCAAAAACAUGGACUUAUACAAUGGUUACUGAGAUAAACUAUACACAUGUACAAAAAAACGGUCUUUGUGGUCUCAAUCUGAUUGUACACAGUGAAACAAGACUGAAAGACCUUUAUAUCUAUGGGACCUUCAACAUACAAACUCUUCUUCAAAAUGCUGGUUAUAAGUGCUUUAGAAAUGCAAAUUAUUAUCAACAAAACAUUGGCUUAAUUGGUCCACUUCAGUAUCCAACUCAAAACAAACAAACAAAACCCAAAAAUCUCAUUGGUACCAGAUAGUUUCCAUAAAGUAGCAUGGUAAUAAUAUAAGUGAAAAAGGGUUCUGCUUAGCAACAGAGCAUGUAGAAAAGCCUUCUGCUUGUAAAUUUGAGUGAGUUUUAUAAAUAUUUCAAGAAAGAAUCAGAACUUGUAAUAAAUCAAGUAAUUCCAAUAGUAAUUCUGAUCUCAGCUUUUUACAUGUAAAUUUUUGGAUGUUUGCAAGACUGUGUGUGUUAGUAUGUGUGAAUACACAUUUAUACACACACUAAAACCUAUGACAACAAAGGAAAAUAGUAGGGAGCAAAACAUACAUGAAAAAAUGGAGCCACGAGUAUAAAUAUUUCAUUUUUAAAUUAAGCAAUAAAUUUGU